Messenger RNA from Manihot esculenta (cassava), 3913 nucleotides. Its product is annotated as PH, RCC1 and FYVE domains-containing protein 1. The record is from RefSeq and is a predicted model, not a curated record. The transcript has 9 exons. Lineage: Eukaryota; Viridiplantae; Streptophyta; Magnoliopsida; Malpighiales; Euphorbiaceae. Gene Ontology annotation, molecular function: metal ion binding. The coding region runs from base 474 to 3716 and encodes 1080 amino acids.
CUCUCGCUCUGGCUGCACGACUUACAAAGUGAAGGAGAAGAGUAAUUUAAGAAGCAGAUUCUGUACAAAGAGAGAAAUAAGAGAGCCCAUAUCAGAGGAAACUGUUAAUCCAGGGAAAAAUAAAAAACUAAAAGGAAUAGCAAAUCAACCCUUCAUAUAUCUUCUACAAUUGCAUACAACAAGUAUAGCAGCAGUUGUCGUUGUUGCGGAGGUACUCUGUGAAGCAGAGAAGCCAUUCUUAGCUUUAAUACUCUCUCUCUCUCUCUAUCUGUCUCUCUUCUUUCUUUUAUUUUUUUUAUCUCUCCCUCCUCAUCACAGUCUCAGACACGCACGCUCUGCAGUACAGCAGCUUAAGGUUCCUUCUGGGGACACCACCGUAUCCCUUCUCAUUCUGCUGCCUUUGUCCCUUCCCUGAAAUUCUCUCUCUGUAUCUCCACUAUAUAAUGUAUCUUUCUUGAACUUGUUUACCAAAAAUGUUUGAAGAAUCCUUACAUGCAGUGCCCGUCGACAGAACUGUUGAACAGGCAAUAUUAGCUUUGAAGAAAGGCGCACAUCUUUUGAAGUGUGGAAGAAGAGGGAAGCCCAAGUUCUGUCCUUUUAGGCUUUCUACGGAUGAGAAAUAUUUGAUCUGGUAUUCUGGACAGGAGGAAAAGCAAUUGAGAUUGAGUUCUAUCAUGAAGAUUAUUACUGGACAGAGUACUGUAAAUUUUCGAAGGCAACUUCAACCAGACAAGGAGCAUCAGUCAUUCUCGCUAAUCUAUGCUAAUGGUGAACGCUCACUGGAUCUGAUAUGCAAGGACAAAGUGCAGGCUGAUUCUUGGUUAAUAGGCUUAAGAGCUGUUAUAUCCAGGUGUCACCGUUCUAGGCCUUUUCCUGGUCUCAGGAGCCACGGAGGGGCGCUUAGUUGUAUCAACAGUCCCGCUGGUUUUAUUAGAAGAAAGCGUAAUCUGGGAAUUCUGGAGGAUGCCACAGAACUUUCGCAGGUGCGUAGCUUAUGUGGAAGUCCUACUCAGUCAGUAUCAGACAGGUGUUUUUCUGAUGGUUUUUCUCUUUCUUCUGAUAGCUUUUGUAUAUCAGAAUCAAGCCUUCAACAGAUGCAGAAUGUAGCAGAUACAUCUUUCCCAAAUUCACCUUAUGUCGAACCAAAUAUCAAUAAAUGUGGAUCUAUUUAUGCUUUCUCUGAACUUCAAAAAGAAAUGUCUCAUAGGUUUGUUACCCCGACAUACGGAUCUCCACAGACAGGGAAAAAUGACAUCCUGAAGGAUGUUCUGAUCUGGGGGGAAGGUGUGGAAGGAGGAAAUAUAGGGGGUAUGGUUCAGAAGCUUGGUAACCAAAAUGGGAUGCAAGUUGAUGCAUUAGUGCCAAAAUUAUUGGAAUCCACAGUGAUGCUCGAUGUACAAAGCAUAUCUUUAGGAGGAAAACAUGCUGCCUUGAUCACCAAAAGGCGUGAAGUUUUCUGCUGGGGUGAGGGAAGUGGGGGAAAGCUUGGACAUAAAGUUAACAUGGAUUUUAGCUAUCCAAAAGUUGUUGACUCCUUGGGUGGUGUCCGUAUAAAAUCUGUUGCAUGUGGUGAAUAUCAAACAUGUGCUCUGACAGAUUCUGGUGAACUAUACAUAUGGGGUGACAACAAAAGUGGUGCUAAUUUGGUUGAAGUGAGAACCAGAAACCAGUGGCUACCAUAUAAACUUUCUGGACCUUUUGAUAGUAUAACCAUAUCAAAAGUUGCUUGUGGGGAAUGGCAUACAGCAAUUUUGUCCUCGUCUGGGCAAUUAUUUACAUAUGGAGAUGGAACUUUUGGGGUACUUGGUCAUGGGAAUCUUCAAAGUGUUUCUUAUCCCAAGGAGAUUGAAUCUCUAAGAGGUUUAUGGGUAAAAUCGGUUGCUUGUGGAUCAUGGCACACUGCUGCGAUUGUGGACAUUGUUGCCGACCGCUUAAAGUUCAAUGCUGUUGGUGGGAAACUAUUUACAUGGGGGGACGGUGAUAAAGGAAGACUUGGGCAUAUUGACAUGGGAAAAAAACUUGUACCAACAUGUGUUGCACAACUUGUGGAAUGCGAUUUUGUUCAAGUUUCCUGUGGAAGGAUGCUUACUGUUUCACUUACCAAUACAGGUAGGGUCUAUACAAUGGGAACCUCAUUGUAUGGGCUGUUAGGGAAUCCUCAGGCUAAGGAUAAAUCAAUAACAAUUGUUGAAGGAAAGCUUAAAGACGAGUUCGUUAAGGAGAUAUCAUCAGGAUCAUAUCAUGUUGCUGCCUUGACAUCAGAGGGACGUGUAUAUACUUGGGGGAAGGGCACAAAUGGGCAGUUAGGAUUAGGCAUCACUGAAGAUAGAAACUCUCCAACUUUUGUUGGGGCUCUGAGAAACCGGCUGGUCGAAAGUAUAACUUGUGGAUCAAAUUUAACUGCUGUAAUCUGUCUGCACAAAUCUAUUUCAAUUACUGAUCAAUCAGCUUGUAACGAUUGUAGGAUGCCAUUUGGACUUACAAGGAAGAAACACAACUGUUACAAUUGUGGUCUUCUGUUCUGCCAUGCAUGUAGUGCUAGGAAGGUCAUAAAUGCAUCUUUGGCUCCUAAUAAAAGCAAGCCUUCUCGUGUCUGUGAUUCCUGUUUUAUGCUUCUACAGAAAGCUACGGAUUCAGGGAGAAUAGUAAAACUGGAAAAUCAGGGCCCAAAGCAGAAGUUAUCUUCCAAUAAGAUGUUAUCUGAUGAGAAAGAAGGCAGGGGGGAAGCAACUCCAGUACUGUUAAAGAGUCAAUUAUAUGAUCUUGAUAGCCAAGCUGGUAAGAAGAUUACUCUUAAAAAACAAGGGGAAAAGGAGCAGCAUUUAGAAACUGUCUCUUCCUUUUCAGCAGGAAUUUCACGAUGGGGGCAAGUCUCAUGCCCUGCUGUGUUUGAAUCAUACUACAGUAAGCAUUCCGCUCCUCCAGUGGACUCAAGGUCACCUGUUUCAAGCGUUGUAAAUACAGAUAAAGUCAUGUUUGAAGCAAAUGAGACGCUUUCUGAAGAAGUUCAGAGACUAAGAGCAGAGGCUAGGAGCCUUGAAAUGCAAUGUGAAAUUGGAACCCAGAAGAUUCAAGAAUGUCAAGAAACUAUAGAGAAAACUUGGUCGCUGGCCAGAGAGGAAGCAGCUAAGCGUAAAGCAGCAAAUGAGAUCAUAAAAGCUUUGGCAUUAAGGCUUCAUGCAAUGUCAGAGAAACUAUCUUCUGGAAAAGGAGCAAAAGUUAGAGCUGAUCUGACUACUAAUUCCCAGAAGGCACAGGCAAAUACAAAUAGUCCUUGUGUGAGCCCACGGCCUCCAUUGGCUUUGUUCCAUUUGCCCCCUGAAGUAAAAUUAUCAAAAGAUGGACAAAGAGAUAGUUUAUCAAGCUCCCCUAUUACAUUCUCUAAUACAUUAAAGUCGCUGGAUGCGAGAGGGUUGUUCAAAGAGAUUGGCAAAUCAGAUGAUGAUUCCCAUACACCAAGAACAAACUCUAGGCGAAAUGGAACUAAAGGCUCAAGGCUUGAAUGGGUUGAGAAAUGUGAACCUGGUGUAUAUAUCACAUUCACAACUUUGCCGUGUGGGCGAACAGGGCUAAAGCGAGUCAGAUUUAGCCGGAAACGAUUUGCUGAGAAAGAAGCAGAGCGGUGGUGGGAGGAGAAUCAAGUUGCAGUGUACCAGAAGUAUGGCAUUGAAGGAUAUGUGGACUCAAACCAAAAUCAGAUAAAGAGCUACAUUUGAGUUUUAUCAUUUUAUGCAUUCACAUAGAUACAGGCUAAAAAUUGCAGAAAAGAAAGAGAGAUUUCCUUUCGGCAAUAAUAUAUUAUUAAUUAAAUUCAUCAAAAUACUUAAGAAUUAAAUGCUUUUAUUUUUUUUAAAUUUAAUAUAAUAAUCCCAAACUUCUAAUCAACGUUUUGCAUGGUUUGAAUAUAAAUGUG